Molecule: messenger RNA, 29553 nt
Organism: Coregonus sp. 'balchen'
Lineage: Eukaryota; Metazoa; Chordata; Actinopteri; Salmoniformes; Salmonidae
Source: the annotation of a GenBank genome assembly
AUGACAAUAAAGCCACUGUUCCUCAACAAAGUGUUGGAGAAACAAAAAGAGGAUUUCAAAGAGGGUUUAGGCCUGAUCUUGGAGUUCAAAGCGGACAUCAAGAUGAAACCAGAGGCCAACCCAAAGUUUCACAAGCCACGCCCUGUUCAUUACGCCUUUACGAGAAAAGGUAGAAAAAGAACUGACAAGACUGGAGGGGGAGAACAUAAUCACCAAGGUACAUCGUGGAGUACCUAGGCCACCGGGUGGAUACAGAUGGGCUUCAUCCCACAGAAAAGAAACUCACAGCCAUUGUACUGAAGCCCCUCCACAAGCUGCUACAAAGCAACAAAUAGCGGCAAUGGAAAAAACUGUGCGAAUAUGUCUUCCACAAAAGUAAGCAGAUGUUACUGGACAGUCAGUGGUUGGUGCACUACGACACCAAGAGACCCUUACGCUUGGCUUGUGAUGCCUCGUUGUAGGGGUUUGGAGCAGUGAUUUCACAUGUUUUUGAGAAUGGGGGCGAAAGACCCAUAGCAUUUACCUCCCGAACCCUCAGUGCCAGUGAGAAAAACUAUGCGCAGAUGGAGAAAUAAAGGUUGGCUCUCUGAUCUUUGGAGUUAAGACAUUUCACAAGUAUCUUUAUGGCCGCAGAUUUACUGUAGUCACAGAUCACAAACCACUCCUGUUCAUCUUCGGACCGAAGACAGCCUACUCUGUCAAGCUCAAGAAUGCCACCAUUCUAUCAGCCUACCGGUAUGACAUCGAAUACCACCUCUCAACCGAACACUUUAAUGCUGACACAUUAUCCCGGGUACCACUGGAUGGAAUGGAGGCACCAGAAACGACUGGUAAUGUCUUCUACUUUGCAGCGUGGGACGACAUACUACUACAAGCCACAGACAUUGCCAUGGGGACAAAGAGAGACGCGGUGUUGUUCAAAGUGUUGGACUUCACAAUGCAUGGCUGGCCGAGCUAUGUAGAAAGAUAGGAGCUACAGGGAUACUUCACCAGAAGACUGCAGCUAUCAACUGACAAAGGCUGUCUACUCUGGGGUUGCCGAGUAAUCAUACCCACAGAAAUGCAAGUGAGUUUACUCACCGACCUGCAUGAGGGGCACCCUGGAAUGUGCCGCAUGAAGGCACUGGGAGAAAACCAUGUGUGUCUGCCAGCGCUAGUUAAAGACCUUGAAAACAAAGUGAAACAAUGUGACAUUUGUAUGUCAGUGAGGAACCUGCCAAACCCUGCAACGCUACACUGCUGGAAAUGGCCAAAUUGAGUGUGGCAGCUUUUACACAUUAGAAUUAGCAGAGAAGGAUCAACAGAAUUUCCUUGUGCUGAUUGACAGCCAUUCAAAAUGGAUUGAAGUGGAAGCCAUGACAUCGACUACAGUGACUUGCGAAAGUAUUCACCCCCAUGGCAUUUUUCCUAUUUUGUUGCUUUACAACGUGGAAUUAAAAUGGAUUUUUGGGGGGUUUGUAUCAUUUGAUUUACACAACAUGUCUACCACUUUGAAGAUGCAAAAUAUUAUUUAACAUUUAAAUGUUUCCCCUUAAACCACUCAAGUGUUGCUUUAGCAGUAUGCUUAGGGUCAUUGUCCUUCUGGAAGGUGAACCUCUGUCCCAGUCUCAAAUCUCUGGAAGACUGAAACAGGUUUCCCUUAAGAAUUUCCCUGUAUUUAGCGCCAUCCAUCAUUCCUUCAAUUCUGACCAGUUUCCCAGUCCCUGCCGAUGAAAAACAUCCCCACAGCAUGAUGCUGCCACCACCAUGCUUCACUGUGGGGAUGGUGUUCUCGGGGUGAUGAGAGGUGUUGGGUUUGCACAAGACAUUUUCCUUGAUGGCCAAAAAGCUCAAUUUUUGUCUCAUCUGACCAGAGUACCUUCUUCCAUAUGUUUGGGGAGUCUCCCACAUGCCUUUUGGCAAACACCAAACAUGUUUGCUUAUUUCUUUCUUUAAGCAAUGGCUUUUUUUCUGGCCACUCUUCCGUAAAGCCCAGUUCUGUGGAGUGUACGGCUUAAAGUGGUCCUAUGGACAGAUACUCCAAUCUCCGCUGUGGAGCUUUGCAGCUCCUUGAGGGUUAUCUUUGGUCUCUUUGUUGCCUCUCUGAUUAAUGCCCUCCUUGCCUGGUCUGUGAGUUUUGGUGGGCGGCCCUCUCUUGGCAGGUUUGUUGUGGUGCCAUAUUCUUUCCAUUUUUUAAUAAUGGAUUUAAUGGUGCUCCGUGGGAUGUUCAAAGUUUCUGAUAUUUUUUUAUAACCCAACCCUGAUCUGUACUUCUCCACAACUUUGUCCCUGACCUGUUUGGAGAGCUCCUUGGUCUUCAUGGUGCUUGCUUGGUGGUGCGCCUUGUUUAGUGGUGUUGCAGACUCUGGGGACUUUCAGAAUGGGUGUAUAUAUACUGAGAUCAUGUGACAGAUCAUGUGACACUUAGAUUGCACACAGGUGGACUUUAUUUAACUAAUUAUGUGACUUCUGAAGGUAAUUGGUUGCACCAGAUCUUAUUAAGGGCUUCAUAGCAAAGGGGUUGAAUACAUAUGCACGCACCAUUUUUCCGUUAUUUAUUUUAUAUACUUUUUUGAAACAAUUAAUUUUUUCAUUUCACUUCACCAAUUUUGACUAUUUUGUGUAUGUCCAUUACAUGAAAUCCAAAUAAAAAUCAAUUUAAAUUACAGGUUGUAAUGCAACAAAAUAGGAAAAACGCCAAGGGGGAUGAAUACUUUUGCAAUCCACCAAUACGAUCGACUAUAUGAGGAGGAUCUUUGCAGCCUAUGGGAUUCCUGAGGAGGUGGUCUCGGAUAAUGGCCCCCAGUUCCGGUCUACAGAGUGGGCCCAGUGGACCAGAGCAAACGGCAUUAAACACACCCUGACCCCACCGUACCACCCAGCCACGAAUUGCGUAGCAGAACGCUCAGUGCAGAUACUGAAGCAAGCUUUGGUUAAGGUUGUUCCUCAGGAGCACAUAACACAGACCCACCUGUCUGAAACACCACAGGAGCACAACCCACUCGCUGACUGGGAGGACGCCUGCGGAACUGUUCCUCAAGCGGGAGAUCCACACACAACUGACUUUGUGUCAUGUGAAUUUCUAUCUCUAAUUCAACCUAAGCUUGAAUCAUUACCAGAGGUUGUAAAGCUCUGGUUUUAAUCAUCAAUGAUUCAAGGUCCACAAUCCACAAGUAAUUAUCGGUAAAUUUUAUUCAAGGAGAGCUCUGCUCAAAAACACAAAUAUCCUGUUUUUUAUACCCCUUGACAAACAAAGACACUAUGCUCCUCCCACCUUUAGGUGGCUUUCUUAAACAGUUCCCGCCUUCCCCCUUGAAUGGUUAGUAACGCCCCCUCUGUUAGUGGGUUGACACUACAUGAUAAUUCUAACAUUUAUACUGUGUUUGGGGUGAAAUUCUUUAGUCAUUAUUCUUAAAAUCCAAAUUAAUCUAACAAUCCACCCCUUUGACUAAAUAUUCCCACAUUCAGGAUAAAUGUAUUUUACAAGCAUGAUUAAUCUCAGAGAUCACAUCAGAACUAAUAAACAUUUAAUCCAAUUGCGGUCUUUCAGGGUCCAAAUCCUCGUCAUCCACCAAGCCUGGAGGAUUGUUUUUCACAUUCCCCUGGUCAGAGUCCGGAGUCAGUCCAUCUCUCAUUGUUUAGAUACUGCAUUUCAUCAACGCCUGACUCACCAAUCCUCGGACACAGGGAACAAGACAACAACCACAUAAUACAAGAAUACCCAUACAAACACUGAUCGCUCCUAAGAUGGUGGCUGCUAGGGUUUUCCAUUUACCAAAUAUUUAAUCAAACCACCCUAUCCACAAUGUACUAACUUCUGAGUUCAGUUCAUCCUUCACUUAGUGCAGUUAAUUCUGUAAGAGCUCUGGUGACUGUCCCAUCCGGUGUGGUGUUGUUAGGGAUAAAUAUGCAACAAUGGCUUAUCUUUCUAUAGACACCGGCCCUUUCUGCCUGAUCUAGAACCAACCUCUACUAAGUUAUGAGCGGGAUGGCGGAUAAUCGCUCAGAGAUCCCCUUUACUGCAUCACUAGUCUUGUCAAUAAAUCGUUGUUGGUUGUAAUAGAUAUAACUUAUCCAAUCCAUAUUUUUGUUUGUCACCCACCAGAAAUUCUUUGUGGUAAAACUCUCCCAUAUUUGAUUUAUAGCUUUGUAUUCGUCUGGAACACCCCUGGGGAUGCCUAUACCAUCUAUCCAAAUUGGGCUAUUUCCUUCCUGACUUAUUUAUUUUUCUCCUAAUUAUUCUUCCUGUCACUGGUCUUUGAUUACCAAUUCUUACAGGUUGGACCAAAAAUACUGGUGCACAAGUACCCACCCAUCCCUCUGGUAAUGCCUGCCGAAUGCUCCCUUUUUUAGUGUACGCCCACCACACAUCAGUCAGAGGGAUGGUUAGGUUCCUAAUUUUUUUCCCCCUUCCUUCCUUAUCUAAAUCAGUCACAUUCAUUAUCUCCUUACAGCCAUCAAAAUCACCCAAGUUACGGGUGCCAUUUCUAUGUCUGUAACACUGGUAUUCGCCAGGAGUUAAAGUGAAUCUAGGUGGGCUGGCCGAGUAUGUCAAUUUUGCCAGCCCAAUCCCUGUGCAAUUUGGCUCUUUUUGAUUGGACCCCAGGUCUAAUACACAGGGAAACAUUGCCUUUGGCAUUGGGGCGGUCAACAUUGUUGGUCGCCCAAUGGAGCAUGCAUAACAAUUGGUCUCCCCCAAGGCCCUAGCGGUGUAUUUCAUCCACUUUAACCAGAGAUUCUCAUCAGGGACCCCCUCCACUUCCCCAUUGUUCCAUUCUUGGAGGAGAAAAUCUUUCAUAGUGGACGGGUUAGUUGAAUUGACUCCGUCAUCCCUUGACUGAUUUACUCGGUCUUUUGCUGUUAGUGGAUUAAUGACAGUACCUGCUCCCUCUAUAUCUUUUGACUCCAUCAAAUAUAAUCUUAGACAAGUAUCCCGUCCGUAUUCGUCCGCGCAAGCCCAGUAAGUUCUUCUCAUGUCCUCUUUAGUGACUUUUACUAUUGUUACUACCAUUUCCGUGGGGAUGUCGUUAUACCUUCUUAUCCUCCAUCUUGACGUCCAGCCCCCCCCCCGUCUCAUAUCUCCAUCCCCCAGUAUAUCUAAAUACCUGAGCCCAGGAACAAUCUGCCGAGGGAGCUGAACAUAAAUACAACGGGAUCUUAUAAUCCCCUGUUGCUUGCUUAUCCGCUCUGAUAAGAUCCCUAAUCCUAAUUUUGAAUCUUACUCCCCACCCCUCUCUGACUCCUAUUUUGUAGAUCACUCGCCCUUGACGGUCAGUAUGUCGGGUCGCUUCCCUUUAUUUCUUAAAAAUGUUGUAAGGCCAUAGCGUAAUUGGUGCGAGGUGGUGGUGGAUUUUGACCUACCACGACUAUCGCCGAGACUAUGAUGCAGCUCAGGGUCACCCAUAUUCCCAAAAACCGCCAACCCUCUCCUGUCUUGAGUCCUUCUGCUCGGUACCACCCCAUACUCACACCCUAGGAACACACUACAGUGAUGAUAGGUCUGGGUAGGAGAUCUUCGUUGACAGAGAUGACCCCCGCACCCUGUGGCGCAGUUCCGCUCGUCAACUCUGCGUGUGCUAAGCGGUGCUUGUAUGUGGUCCUACCUUCUUGCAGUGGGUAACAUGGACCCAGGUUCCUCUCUCUGCUAUUCUAAUGGCCAAGGUGGUUACCAACAUAACCUGAUAGGGCCCUUCCCAACAGGCCUGCUUCCAGUUUUCCUUCUAGUGACUGGAUGCUCACCAGUCACCUGGUUAGAUAGUGGGUCACCUUCUCCUUUAGUUCACCUGUGGGGCACAAAACCUCUGACAUACGGGUGUGGUUAAUAAACUAUCUUCACACAUGUUCAGAUUAAUGUAACAAUUUCUGACUGCAUUCUCUUUUUAGACUAUCUAAAAAAUGUUUUUUUUUUUUUUGUAUUUUGUCCUCUCCUUCGUAUAUUAUCUAAUACAAUUAGCCUCUUCCCCCCUCUUGACACAUAGUUCUGCUUAUGUGUCAAUUUUUUCCACCUUCCUAAACAUUCCCUUAGGUUAUUUAUCAACCAAUUGCCAUGCCUUUCAUUUUUGAGAUUGUCUUUUGCUUCUUUAUUGCUCCUCCCACUUCCUUUGUCUUUAUGGCGGCUAAAUUCGACUUUCAUUCAGUUCAGAAUCAAUUAGUAAUCCAAUCAAACAAUCUCUUAUCUUGUAAAAACUGCAAUAAUUAUCAAUAAUAAUUAUAAUAACUAUUACGGAUUAUAUUGUCCUUUUUCUGAUGUUCCAAUUGUAGUCUAUUCAUUUUAGUUUAAAAUAUAAAGUUAUUUAUAACAAAUCUAGAACCCACCACAGGCUGGCGCUAUUCCCCCAGCACAACAGCCAAUGCCACUUGCUUCCUUGUAACGAAAAUAAAUUAUAGUUUUAAAAUUUUCCAAUUAUUUGUAUUCCAUGCCUUUCAUUUUCAGUUCGCUAUUCAAUAUAUUUAACAGUUUUCUCUGAUUCGGCCCCAAUCAAUAAAACAAAUGCUUGAUAUUAUUUAUCAGCAUACACUUAAUGACAUUCCUACCAUUUGAACGAUGUCCUGUCUCUCAUUCCCCCCCUCUCCUGCUCCUUCCUACAUUAUGGGGGAGGCGCGGGAAACUUCCCUACAAUCUAUCUUCUUAGGAAAUAAUGUCAUUCGUACUUGUAACAUAUUUUCAUAGAUUAUUUAGAAUACUACUAAAGUUAUCUUAUGCAACUUUUAAUACACGUAAAAACUCUCUCUCCACCCAUUCUCUAUUGAAUAAGUGCGUCUUCCUAGUUACCCCAUAACCACGCCUCAAAUCUUUUAUUUAGCAUUUAACCAACCAAAUACUAAGUAGUAUCCGGUUAUCAUUCAUACCCGCCGUUGAAUUUCCUCAUACACACAUAUUUCACCUUAUGCCAUUCAAAUGCCCAACACAACAGAAUAGUUCAAUUCAACUCUCUAUUGGUUUUUCAAGUCGCUCCGGACCAGAGCGUCUGCCAACUGACCAAAAACGCAAAUAUUCUCCACCUUCUCACCCAUUACGUACGUCUACGUUUGAGUGCGAAAGUUCAGACACAUGCAUAAUAAUAUGCCAUCUAGCAGACGCUUCUAUCCAAAGCGACUUACAGUCAUGCGUGCAUACAUUUUUUAUUAUGUGUGGUCCCGGGGAUCGAACCCACUACCUUGGCGUUACAAGCGCCGUGCUCUACCAGCUGAGCUACAGAGGACCACAUCGUUGGACUUUAUAGGUACAGUGGGGAAAAAAAGUAUUUAGUCAGCCACCAAUUGUGCAAGUUCUCCCACUUAAAAAGAUGAGAGAGGCCUGUUAUUUUCAUCAUAGGUACACGUCAACUAUGACAGACAAAAUGAGGAAAAAAAAUCCAGAAAAUCACAUUGUAGGAUUUUUUAUGAAUUUAUUUGCAAAUCAUGGUGGAAAAUAAGUAUUUGGUCAAUAACAAAAGUUUCUCAAUACUUUGUUAUAUACCCUUUGUUGGCAAUGACACAGGUCAAACGUUUUCUGUAAGUCUUCACAAGGUUUUCACACACUGAUGCUGGUAUUUUGGCCCAUUCCUCCAUGCAGAUCUCCUCUAGAGCAGUGAUGUUUUGGGGCUGUCGCUGGGCAACACGGACUUUCAACUCCCUCCAAAGAUUUUCUAUGGGGUUGAGAUCUGGAGACUGGCUAAGCCACUCCAGGACCUUGAAAUGCUUCUUACGAAGCCACUCCUUCGUUGCCCGGGCGGUGUGUUUGGGAUCAUUGUCAUGCUGAAAGACCCAGCCAUAUUUAAUCUUCAAUGCCCUUGCUGAUGGAAGGAGGUUUUCACUCAAAAUCUCACGAUACAUGGCCCCAUUCAUUCUUUCCUUUACACGGAUCAGUCGUCCUGGUCCCUUUGCAGAAAAACAGCCCCAAAGCAUGUUGUUUCCACCCCCAUGCUUCACAGUAGGUAUGGUGUUCUUUGGAUGCAACUCAGCAUUCUUUGUCCUCCAAACAAGACGAGUUGAGUUUUUACCAAAAAGUUAUAUUUUGACCAUAUGACAUUCUCCCAAUCCUCUUCUGGAUCAUCCAAAUGCACUCUAGCAAACUUCAGACGGGCCUGGACAUGUACUGGCUUAAGCAGGGGGACACAUCUGGCAAUGCAGGAUUUGAGUCCCUGGCGGCGUAGUGUGUUACUGAUGGUAGGCUUUGUUACUUUGGUCCCAGCUCUCUGCAGGUCAUUCACUAGGUCCCCCCGUGUGGUUCUGGGAUUUUUGCUCACCGUUCUUGUGAUCAUUUUGACCCCACGGGGUGAGAUCUUGCGUGGAGCCCCAGAUCGAGGGAGAUUAUCAGUGGUCUUGUAUGUCUUCCAUUUCCUAAUUAUUGCUCCCACAGUUGAUUUCUUCAAACCAAGCUGCUUACCUAUUGCAGAUUCAGUCUUCCCAGCCUGGUGCAGGUCUACAAUUUUGUUUCUGGUGUCCUUUGACAGCUCUUUGGUCUUGGCCAUAGUGGAGUUUGGAGUGUGACUGUUUGAGGUUGUGGACAGGUGUCUUUUAUACUGAUAACAAGUUCAAACAGGUGCCAUUAAUACAGGUAAUGAGUGAAGGACAGAGGAGCCUCUUAAAUAAGAAGUUACAGGUCUGUGAGAGCCAGAAAUCUUGCUUGUUUGUAGGUGACCAAAUACUUAUUUUCCACCAUAAUUUGCAAAUAAAUUCAUUAAAAGUCCUACAAUGUGAUUUUCUGGAUUUUUUUUCUCUCAAUUUGUCUGUCAUAGUUGACGUGUACCUAUGAUGAAAAUUACAGGCCUCUCUCAUCUUUUUAAGUGGGAGAACUUGCACAAUUGGUGGCUGACUAAAUACUUUUUUCCCCCACUGUACCUCUCAAAUAAUCGCUUUGUGGUGUUUUUAGCCAAUUCUUAAUUGACACGAAUCAUUUUUUCAAACAUUUUACCCGUUGAACCAAAUAUAUUGACUGCCAUCCUCCUUUUCCCCUGCAGUCACGAUGGUUAAAUAUUCCUUUGUCCCUGUUAAAGCAUUUUCGCGCUUAAAAAAAACACACUCGCUGUCUCUAGCCCCUCCUUCCGCUGUUCUUUCAACUUAGUUCCAGUCUACAUGCAUCUGUUUGAUCAUAACUUCUAAUUUUUCUACUUCGAGAUGCCCAAUAAAUUCAUACCUCUUCUCCCAAAUGGAUCCAUAAAACAUAUUUCUUUCAUCUCCCGUUAAUUCUCGGACUUGUUUAGAAGAUGUCUUUCCCAUGGCGGAACAAUAAGAAAUCCCUCCCCCCUUUUUGUUUUUUAAAUAAUUCACUCCCGAAUUAUUUUCGUAGGAGCUAAUCUCUUAGUGCGCCUCUUGCUUUUGUAAUUAACCCUUUAAAAUUAUUUAACCCCUAACCCAGAGUUUCUAUUUAAAACUCCGGUUUCAUGAAAAGAGUAAGUUACCCAAUUUUCCUCACGCGACUUAUUUUUUCCUCCACCCCUGAAAUAAUGAUCACGUCUCCCGAGGGAUUAAGUCUCACACAUAUACGACCUUAUCAUCUGUCAAACUUGUUUGCAAAGUUCUAGCAAAUGCCCAGUCGUAUAUAGAACUCCUGACACAUCCCUCUCACACGAUGAUAAUUAUUUCCCUGUUUAUACUGUCAUACUGCAAUUCGUACAAUGACAAUAUUAACUAGUUUACAUUUGUGAUUGCAAUUCACUUUCAUGUCAUUUCGGACUAGUUUUUUUUUUGUAAUAGCUAUUUACCUCUAGGAUCAAUUGCGGACCCUUCCUGUCGUAAUAAUUAUUACCUUCUUUGACUUUGGUAACUAAGUUCAACUCAUUUUACCAAAAGCCAUGAAUAAAAAUUACUGACCUUUUCCUCGCAGUCUGGAUUAAAAUGCUUUUUCAAACUUGUUAACGUCUUUAUCGUUCAUAAAGAGUAAUCACCGGCCUGUUUAUUAACCUUAACGUCGAAGGCCAGGACUAUUCUUCACGGAUGCGAUCACCCGGCCGUGCACGGAUUUCGGUGUCUCUAGAACGAUAAAGAUGUAUUAAGCUCCGCUCGAAGGACCAAUCUGUCAUGUGAAUUUCUAUCUCUAAUUCAACCUAAGCUUGAAUCAUUACCAGAGGUUGUAAAGCUCUGGUUUUAAUCAUCAAUGAUUCAACGUCCACAAUCCACAAGUAAUUAUCGGUAAAUUUUAUUCGAGGAGAGCUCUGCUCAAAAACACAAAUAUCCUGUUUUUUAUACCCCUUGACAAACAAAGACACUAUGCUCCUCCCACCUUUAGGUGGCUUUCUUAAACAGUUCCCGCCUUCCCCCUUGAAUGGUUAGUAACGCCCCCUCUGUUAGUGGGUUGACACUACAUGAUAAUUCUAACAUUUAUACUGUGUUUGGGGUGAAAUUCUUUAGUCAUUAUUCUUAAAAUCCAAAUUAAUCUAACACUUUGUUAAAACCACAAUUGGAAAAAGCUGUAGAUGCACAGCGGGACAGACAAAAAGCAUCCCAUGAUGUGACACAUCACACAGUACAUCAGAUUGUGGAAGGUGAAAAACCGGAGAGGGGGGUGGGUGUAAAUGGGUGAAAGCAGUUGUAGAGCAAAAGAGGGGACCUCGAUCAUUUGUGGUCAGAAUCGGUGAGGAUCUGAGGCUCCAGCACCUGAAUCAUCUGUGGAAGGUAACUUGGGAAGACAUGGUGGAUGAAGGGGUGUCUCAACCGCAUGGCCUGGAGGCCCUACCACCACUAAGGGGAGCACCGGCAGUGACUCCUCUGCCACAUCUGCCAAACCCAGUGGCAGUCAAACAGUCAGAGACAGAAAUAGAGCAAGGGGAACAAGGGCAGAUGCCCACCACAAGCCCCACAUCAAGCCCACCUGAAGACAGGCGAUAGCCUGUCCACCAAAGGAAAGCCCUUAUGAAACUUACCCUUAACAAAAAACAGGGGGAAAAAAGGGUGAGACCCAAAGACAGUAAAAAAAAGACAUUGUUCUAAAGAGAAUGCUUUGAGUGUUUAAACCAUGGACUUUGAGAAGAAAAAAAGACUUAACUUGUUGUGUCAUGAAUGUUUAGAGCUCAGUAGCCGCCUGUGCGCGGUUGAGGUGAUCGGGGACACGCGGGGUGCGCAUGUGUUGUAUUGUAUGGCAGUCAUGGAAUAAACUAUUAAACACUCUGAAUCUGAAUCUGAAAAAAAAUCUAAGUUCAGUAGUUAUUUUCUAGUUAUGUAUAGCCAGAAGUCAUAGUAUAACCUUCUCAAGGGUACACCACAGGAUAUUACAGGAACAAACAAAACAAUGUAAGGCAUACAGAAUUUGUCUUAAUCUGCAUUUACUGUAGUUAAUUUAGACAACACCACUAACAGAGUGGAGCUUGGUCCCAUAUCAAGGCUGGCAUUGCUCCAUCAGUGAUCAUUUGCAGACUGGGUUACUGCAGAACACAUUGGGUGCAUCCCAAUAAUAUCUCCUUUCUAAAGUGUGUACUUGUUCACUUCCCUUUGUAGAUUUGAAAGGAAAUUGUUGGUAUAUGGAAACUCCGUCUAGCCCAUGCCUACGCCAAUCCAAUGCUUUGAAACAUUUGUGGGGAGGAGUGAACGAGUGCACACUUUAGGAGGAAAGAUAGAUUAUUGGGAUGCACCCCCAGGAUAUGUUAUUCCACCCUCCAGACAGUCAGACAACGCAUGGUUCUCUCACACUGUAUCUUCUCCACGUAUCUUUCAUUAUUUCAUCGUCAAUGAGUGUGUCCAAGUGCACUGGCAGUAGUGGACAUUACCAGUCCAGGGUUAGUUUAAUCUGUUCAGAGACUAAUUGAUUGUUCUGUCUGCCUGUCUGUCUGUCUGCGCGUGUGUGUGUCGCGGUCUAUCUGUCGAUUCCCCCAUCUAGCUGGAGGCAGAGGCUGUGUUCCGCGCCAUCACCAUUGCCAGCCAGACCAACUGCCCCCUGUAUGUGACCAAGGUCAUGAGCAAGAGUGCUGCCGACAUCAUCUCACAGGCCAGGAAAAAAGGUACACAGAUUUCCAGUGUGGCUGUGAUUGUGCUUUAAUUACUGUGUCAAGUAGGCAGCUAACUUAGAUAUUUGUUAGUCACAAUGAAUGCAUAGAAACAAGAUAAUCUAUCUUUCAUAUCAGAACACGAGAGCUAUGUCUUUACCUGCAUGUCCCUUGAAGGUAGUUCAAGGUUGUCCUCACCUCUUAGUGCAACUUCACUGUUGCCUCCUAAACUCUCCUAUUCUGUCAGAUGAUAGGAAUGCACCUAUGCCCUUAUAUGCUGAUUCUGGUGUCUUGGUUCACACUCUAGAUUUACACUAUAGGUCUGGUCUGGUAGACACACCGGAUACAAGAUGAAUCCCUAACUUAUCACCCGGAGCUCACCGUAGCGAACUGUCAGAAACCUGUCUCUGCCAUUCAUCAGGAGCCCACGGCGGAGCAGGGAGAGAGAGUAGGCUUCUUGUACACGGUGGAGAGAAAGAUAUACACUUUUUGAAAUGAGAGGAAAAAGAGAGGAAGGGAAAAAUGCUGUUUGCAUGUCCUCAUGUAGGAAACAUGUGAGGGGCGCUUGGUGCAGAGAUGUGCUCCCAGGAGGCCUUGCUUUCAUCACUGGCUGGCCCCGUUCCUCAGCGCUGACAUACGAUUCGUCAUGUCAGAGCCCAAAGAGGGAAUGAGACUUGCAAAUAGCAGCAGGAAAGAUAAACAUGAGGCAAGGCUAGGAGACCAUCAGAUCUUUCCUACAAGCUGCUUUAGCUGGAUUUCAGACCUUUUAGUUCCGUUAGAUUCUCCCUUAAGUUCUUAUGUUUCAAGCUUUACUUGUCACAUGCACAAGUACAGUGAAAUGCUUAACUUGCAAGCCCUUCCCAACAGUGCAGUAUUCAAUAUCAAAAUAGGAUUUAAAAAAACUGGAGAAAUGAGAAAGGAAGAAAAAAACUGGAGAAUUGAAGCUAUACAUCUUUACAGGGUCAGUGCCAGUACCACAUUUAAAAUGUGCAAGGAUACUGGACAUUGUAAAUUUGCUACUGGCACUGACCUGGGAUAAACCUAGCAAGUUAACGAGUGAGUACAUUUUUAGGAACAUAAGGUGAGUUGAUUUAAUGUAGUCUCACCCUGGGUGAUAACAUCUUGUUCCCAGGUAACGUUGUGUUUGGCGAGCCAAUCACGGCCAGCCUUGGGACUGACGGGACACACUAUUGGAGCAAGAACUGGGCCAAGGCCGCCUCCUUUGUGACAUCACCCCCCCUCAGCCCGGACCCAACCACCCCAGACUACCUGAACACAUUACUGGCCAGGUAAAGAGCGCCCCCUGUUGACUGUAUGUCACUCCACUGACCUAUCAUGUCCUCGCUGCAUCUUUCCUCUCUGUGUUCUAUGUCAAUUGAAGGGUGCAAACAUAUUAGACUGAAAGGGUUCUGGAGGCGCUUCUAACCUCAUGAUGGAUUUAUUAUUUAUUGAACCUUUAUUUUGACAGGGAGUCAUGCUGAGACCAAGGUCUCUUUUACAGAUCAAUACACAUCAAUAUACACUAUACACAUCAAUAGACAUCAAAAUACACAUCCAAAUACACAUCAAUAUACACAUUAAUAUACACAUCAAUAUACACUAUACACAUCAAUAGACAUCUAAAUACACAUUAAUAUACACAAAAAUAUACACUAUACACAUCAAUAUACACACUGAUAUACACUAUACACAUCAAUAGACAUCAAAAUACACAUCAAUAUACACCUUGAUAUACACUAUACACAUCAAUAUACACAUUGAUAUACACUAUACACAUCAAUUAACAUCAAAAUACACAUCAAUAUACACCUCGAAAUACACUAUACACAUCAAUAUACACAUCAUUAUACACAUCAAUAUACACUAUACACAUCAAUAUACACAUCAAUAUACACUAUACACCUCAAUAUACACAUCAAUAUACACUAUACACAUCAAUAUACACCAUACACAUCAAUAUACACCUCAAUAUACACUAUACACAUCAAUAUACACUAUACACAUCAAUAUACACACCAAUAUACACAUCAAUAUACACAUAUGGUUGCACAAGUUGGUCUGUUUGUCUGUUAGGAAUGUAAGAGUGCUGUGUAAGAAAGGGAAGACAUCUAUAGCUGGAAAGAGGAGACCUUGGCACUUGACUCAGAGUAAUCUAUCUACUUUAGUCCCAGCUCUGCUGUGUUGUCUCAGCUAUUCCAGCUGGAUGUGAGCUUUUCCAGCUUUUCUGUAUGGAAUAAACUUUUUCCAGUUUGACAUUUACAUUUAAGUCAUUUAGCAGACACUCUUAUCCAGAGCGGCUUACAAAUUGGUGCAUUCAACUUAGGAUAGCCAGUGGGACAACCACCCUUUCCCCCCUAGAAGGAUUGCUGUUAUACUAUUCCAGGUAUUCCUUAAAGAGGUAGGGUUUCAAGUGUCUCCGGAAGGUGGUCAGUGACUCCUUAAGGCAGGGGUGUUAAACUAAUUCCACAGAGGGCUGAGCGUCUGCAGGUUUUAGUUUUUUCCUUUCAAUUAAGCCCUAGACAACCAGGUGAGGGUUCCUUACUAAUCAGUGACCUUAAUUCAUCAAUCAAGUACAAGGGUGGAGUGAAAACCUGCAGGCACUCGGCCCUCCGUGGAAUGAGUUUGACACAUGUGCCUUAAGGGAUCGUAGAUAACAGCUAUGAAGUAAAGCAAUUAUUUCAGGUCUGAAGCAGUACCUGUCAGAGUUUUACUCUGGAAGAGUGUUUUAAUAAUUGAAUCUGCUGCUGAAAGCCACUGUUGUGUGCGAUGUACAACAUACUGCAUCUCAACACAUUUCUUACUACUGUUAUCUGCUAAAUGACUAAAAUGUAAUGUAAUGUAAAUAGCAUGUUUCAGCUGCACAGCCAUGGCUAAGUUUUCUCUCUCUCUCUCUCUCUCUCUCUCUCUCUCUCUCUCUCUCUCUCAUUCUCUCUCUCUCUCUCCUCUCUCUCUCUCUCUCUCUCUCUCUCGCUCUAUCUCUCUCUCUCUCUCUCAUCUCUCUCUCUCUCUCUCUCUCUCUCUUCUCUCUCUCUCCCUCCCUCCCAGUGGUGACCUGAACGUGACUGGCAGUGCCCACUGCACCUUCAGCGUGGCCCAGAAGGCCAUAGGGAAGGAUGACUUCACUCAGAUCCCUGAGGGUGUGAACGGAGUGGAGGAGAGGAUGUCCCUCAUCUGGGAGAAGGCUGUGGUGAGGAUGGAUGGAUCGAUGGACACCUGUCUGCAUUGCAUAUGUCUCUCUCUCUUUCUUUGCAUGCGUCCAAAAAAGCACCCUAUUCCCUUUAUAGUGCACUACUUUUGACUUGGGCCCAUAUGGCUCUGGUCAAAAGUGUACUAUAUAGGGAAUAGGGUGCUAUUUCGAAUGCAUACUCCGAGUCGGUAUUCAUGUCAUAAUAAGGAAUUCCCAUCGACCAUGCCCACAAAUUGGGGAAAGCAAACAUUAUUUUCCAUUGACCCCCAGUGUGAUUUUUUUAAAUACUUAAAUUGUGGGGACCUGUUGUCCAAGUAGGCUACACAUAGCUAUGUGUGUGGAAAACAUUUCAUUACAGGUAAGAUAUUUAACUUGUUUAGUAUAGUCCGUGUGUAACUCCACUCACUACUUGUAGCUGUAUAGUCCGUUUGUUUGUGUUGUUGGUCUUGGUUAGCUUAAUGUUCUGGUUGGUAGCUAGCUAGCACUCACUCACGGUGCUCAUGAAAAGGGGCAUGAGGGAAGCCCUACAAUAUUUAGUUUUUCUAAGUAGUGAAAACACUUGGGAGCAGACAAUGUUGAAAGUAAUCUUUCCUUACAAAUAGUUUUGUAAUUGACUUAAACAAGCAGACAACAAGAACAUUAUUAAAAAAUUGUCAAGUUUUUGCUGUGAGCCAAUGGGGUAUAUUUUGCUGUGAGACAUGGGUUGUUUUCCCCCAAGGUGGGCGGGGCCACAACGUUCUAUUUAAUCCCGACUGGGACCAUCCUGUCUCUUUGUUUCAUGUCCUUGUUUUCUCAGCUUCGCUAUCCCUCACUAACCCUCUCUUUACAUUGUUCCCUCUGAACCAUUUUAGCUACUCUGAGUACUUCCUCCAGUUAAUGCUGCACAUUCUCCACAGUUCACUGCAGCUCCUCCUCUGUCCUCUUCCCUAAUGCCUCUGGUAGUGUGGUUUAGUGUUUCUAUGACUACUCUUGUUUUCGCUCUCUAUCUCUGGAUCUGUCCCCCCACAAUAUAACAGUAUAGAUCUAUUUUUUUUUCUCCUAAUUGUUGUUCUUGCUCAUUCAUGUGCAAACAGACUUGGGUUUGUAUUUUCUUGACAGCUGUGUUAUGAAUGAAGAGUUGUGGUGCAGCUUUGCCUCAGAAUUAUGGCAAAAAACACAUGGUCUCAGCUCUAGCAUUGACAGGGUGUGUGUGUGUGUGCGUGCGUGUGUGUGUGUGUGUGUUCUUGCGUGCAACUACAAGAGUACCACCACCCACCAGUCAGCUUGAAAAGCGUCUUUAUUUAACUUCUUUGUUUAGGUAGCACUUCACCAUUAUAACAUUUUGACAAGUCAGCAUUUUUUCCUGCUCACUCAGACCACUGGCAAGAUGGACGAGAACAUGUUUGUUGCUGUGACGAGCACCAACGCCGCCAAGAUCCUAAACCUGUACCCCCGUAAGGGCCGGAUAGCUGUGGGCUCCGAUGCUGACCUGGUCAUUUGGGACUCAGAUGCUGUCCGCACCAUCACCGCCAAGACACACAACUCGGUAAGAGGUCAAAGGCUAGGGGAGAAGAAAGUUCACAUGUAUUUAUUUUUUAGGGAAAGUGGUUUUGCCUCUGGAAGCAACGUCAGCACAAGAACUGUUCGUCGGGAGCUUCAUGAAAUGGGUUUCCAUGGUCAAACAUAAAAGACUUAAAAACAUGAAACAUACAUGAACUAUUGACAGCGACUACAAAUCAAAUCAAAUCAAAUUUUAUUGGUCACAUACACGUGUUUAGCAGAUGUUAUUGCGGGUGUACCGAAAUGCUUGUGCUUCUAGUAAUAUCUAACAAUUUCACAACAUAUACCCAAUACACAAAAAUCUAAAUAAGGAAUGAAUUAAGAAUAUAUACAGUGAGGGAAAAAGUAUUUGAUCCCCUGCUGAUUUUGUACGUUUGCCCACUGACAAAGAAAUGAUCAGUCUAUAAUUUUAAUGGUAGGUUUAUUUGAACAGUGAGAGACAGAAUAACAACAGAAAAAUCCAGAAAAACGCAUGUCAAAAAUGUUAUAAAUUGAUUUGCAUUUUAAUGAGGGAAAUAAGUAUUUGACCCCUCUGCAAAACAUGACUUAGUACUUGGUGGCAAAACCCUUGUUGGCAAUCACAGACGUCAGACGUUUCUUGUAGUUGGCCACCAGGUUUGCACACAUCUCAGGAGGGAUUUUGUCUCACUCCUCUUUGCAGAUCUUCUCCAAGUCAUUAAGGUUUCGAGGCUGACGUUUGGCAACUCGAACCUUCAGCUCCCUCCACAGAUUUUCUAUGGGAUUAAGGUCUGGAGACUGGCUAGGCCACUCCAGGAUCUUAAUGUGCUUCUUCUUGAGCCACUCCUUUGUUGCCUUGGCCCUGUGUGUUUUGGGUCAUUGUCAUGCUGGAAUACCCAUCAACGACCCAUUUUCAAUGCCCUGGCUGAGGGAAGGAGGUUCUCACCCAAGAUUUGAUGGUACAUGGCCCCGUCCAUCGUCCCUUUGAUGCGGUGAAGUUGUCCUGUCCCCUUAGCAGAAAAACACCCCCACAGCAUAAUGUUUCCACCUCUAUGUUUGACGGUGGGGAUGGUGUUCUUGGGGUCAUAGGCAGCAUUCCUCCUCCUCCAAACACGGCGAGUUGAGUUGAUGCCAAAGAGCUCGAUUUUGGUCUCAUCUGACCACAACACUUUCACCCAGUUCUCCUCUGAAUCAUUCAGAUGUUCAUUGGCAAACUUCAGACGGGCCUGUAUAUGUGCUUUCUUGAGCAGGGGGACCUUGCGGGCGCUGCAGGAUUUCAGUCCUUCACGGUGUAGUGUGUUACCAAUUGUUUUCUUGGUGACUAUGGUCCCAGCUGCCUUGAGAUCAUUGACAAGAUCGUCCCGUGUAGUUCUGGGCUGAUUCCUCACCGUUCUCAUGAUCAUUGCAACUCUACGAGGUGAGAUCUUGCAUGGAGCCCCAGGUCGAGGGAGAUUGACAGUUCUUUUGUGUUUCUUCCAUUUGCGAAUAAUCGCACCAACUGUUGUCACCUUCUCACCAAGCUGCUUGGCGAUGGUCUUGUAGCCCAUUCCAGCCUUUUGUAGGUCUACAAUCUUGUCCGUGACAUCCUUGGAGAGCUCUUUGGCCUUGGCCAUGGUGGAGAGUUUGGAAUCUGAUUGAUUGAUUGCUUCUGUGGACAGGUGUCUUUUAUACAUGUAAAAAGCUGAGAUUAGUGUGCUCCUAAUCUCAGCUCGUUACCUGUAUAAAAGACACCUGGGAGCCAGAAAUCUUUCUGAUUGAGAGGGGGUCAAAUACUUAUUUCCCUCAUUAAAAUGCAAAUCAAUUUAUAACAUUUUUGACAUGCGUUUUUCUUGAUUUUUUUGUUGUUAUUCUGUCUCUCACUGUUCAAAUAAACCUACCAUUAAAAUUAUAGUCUGGUCAUUUCUUUGUCAGUGGGCAAACGUACAAAAUCAGCAGGGGAUCAAAUACUUUUUUCCCUCACUGUACAUAGAUGGACGAUGUAAUGACACAAAACAUUUCCUGAGCUAAUAAUGUAAAAAAUAAUACAUAAAAAAACAAAAUACCGCAACGUUUCCUAAGAGCCAGUCGCAUAGGGGGAUACAAUGAAUGCAAGAGACUGAAUACACCAAAGUGGAGGAGUCCUCACAUGAUAGUCAGCAUCUCAAUGACCUUAUAGUGCAUUUUACAUUUAAGCCAUCAAUGUGCCAGGGUCCGUCAGGUCACUGUGGUUUAACAGGACAAGGAGGAGUGUCUGUUAAACCACAUAUGUGCUGACAGUCACAUCAUAGCAGGCUUGGUGAAAUCUGUCUGCUGGUUAUUGUGGACAUUCCGUUUUUGUCAGAGAUCUGCGCCGCUGCAAGGGAAACAUGGUUUUCCAACGCUGGCGUGCUUCCAGUGACCUUUCAGUUUCUCCGAAUGGAAAUGAACUCCCUGUAGACUCCCUGCACACAGGAGCCCAGAGCGUACACUACAGUGCUGGGUUAAACACAGGAAGUGUCCACUCAGGAAAUCAAGCUCUUCCUGCUGCAGACACAGCGAACGAGGGAGUGAGCGAGAGAGAAAGAGACAGAGAGAGCUAAGAGAAAAGCUGAAUAGUACAAUGAAGAGGUGUGGAAAGACAGAAACACGGAGAGAGUUAGAGAACGACAAAGAGAGGAGGAGAAAGAAAGAGUUGGAAAAAGAUGGGACAAGUUUUCAAUGGCUUUUCCAUACAUGGUAAAGAUCCAGCGAGACCCAAGGUUCUUGCAUAAUGAUGUCAGCUUGUCAUUUCCUGCUUGUAGCCCCUCCAGACAACAGAACAAGCACAUAAGAACACAGAACAAGGGCUCCUGUCCAUGUUAAUGAUGGCUACGGUGAUCUAAGGUGCACGGUAGUUAAGUGCUUUACAACCUAUCUGUGUAUCCCUCCCUCUGUAGUAAAUGCAAGUAUCUGAAAUGUUUUGAUCUGGUUAGCUUUGUUUAUGUUGUUGCACAUAGAACACAGCCGUGACAUCAUACUUGGUAGACAUGGAGCCUUAUGUCCAGUCUAGAGGAGGCUGGUGGGAGGAGCUAUAGGAGGACGGGCUCAUUGUAAUGGCUGGAAUGGAAUCAAUGGAACAGAGUCAAACAUGUGGUUUCCAUAUGUUUGCUGUGUUUGAUACGGUUCCAUUAAUUCCAUUCCAGUCUUUAAAAUGAGCCCGUCUUCCUAUAGCUCUUCCCACCAGCCUCCUCUGGUCCUGUCCUGGCCUGAAUCUGUAACACACUAAACAGCAGGGCCGUGUGCACAGGAACACACAGACCAUAGAAGAGAAGGGGGCAACAGAUUGCAAAAAACGAUGUUGAGAGAGACAGAAUGAUAGACGGAACAAGAGAGUUUAGUGGCAGGAGAAUAGAAAGAGGGGGAAUGGAUCAGAGAGGACCAGCGAGAGUGAAGGAGAGUAGGAAGAAAGUGGGAGAGAAAGUGGUAGAGAGGAUAGAGAAGAGAGAGAGGGAGGCGGGAGAAGUAGAGAGAGUAGAGAGAGUAGGCGAGUAGAGAGAGUAGAGAGGGUAGAGAGAGAGAGGAGAGAGAGAGGGAGAGAGAGGUAGACGGGAGAGAGAGGAGAGAGAGAGAGAGAGAGUAAGCUAGAGAAGUAGAGAGAGAGAGGGAGAGAGAGAGGAAGAGAGAUGGAGAGAGAGGAGGCGAGAGGAGAGAGCGAGAGAGAGAGAGGAGAGGAGAGAGAGAGAGAGAGAGAGAGAGAGAGAGAGAGAGAGAGAGAGAGAGAGAGAGAGAGAGAGAGAGUGUAGAGAGAGUGAUGCUUGGAGUCAUAAGCCCCAGCUGUGCGAUGGCAGCUGUUUGUCUUUAUAUGCCAAAUGGAGGUGUAUGAGAAACAGGCCGACUGGAUGAUGAGGAAUUAAGAGGAGGUGGAGGAGGAGGAGGAGGAGGAGGGUUAUUUCUCUCUCUUCUCCAACACAUUGUUAAUAAAGGCAGAACCAUCGUCUUAUCUCUACAGAGACGGCCUGCCUGCCUACCCAGCCGCCCGACAACCCGCCUCCUCUUUUCCUCUGUCCCCACAGCCAAACUGGGUCUGUAUCUCCAUGACUCUACUUCCCUCAAUACGUUCUCUGUCUUACUACAACACAUAGAAUGGCCUCUCAUCAGACCAGUUUAAAGAGCGAUAUGUCCAAAUCUGAUUUACUUCAGUGGAAUUAGCCGGCUCUUCAUCUGAAUUAGUGUUUCGGCUCAUAAUGUAAAUCACAGACAGUCUUUGGUGCGUGAGGGCAUGCGUUUCAGAGUCCCUUUAUUGUUAAUUUUUUCCAUACAUGUAAACUCUCCGGCUCCAUUUGUGUCAGACGAGUGACUGUCAGACUGCAGAAAACUGGAAAUAGUUGCGUUUACGUGGGAGCCGGUUGCUUCUGCAUUGCUGUAUUGUCAUUUCCUCUGCUUGAAAGAGCGUUAUGAGCACUUGAAAGGUAAUGCAGCUGCUCAUCGUUUGUUGAACUGGGUUGUGCUUGUGAAUCGCUACAGUAAGGAACAGCAGCAUAACAGAAUGUACUGGGGUGCAACAGAGGGAAAAGUAGGCUAGAGUUUUUGUUUUUGUCAUUUUGUCAUUUGUCAUUCUCCUCUCUUUAGUUGGCCUAACACCACUGACCAAGACAUACAAUAUCCAGUUAAAGAUGCACUAUGGUUGCUAAAAUUGCACUAUUUCCUGGUUGCUAAAAUUGUAAUAGUUCGCCUAAUUUCAGUUUAUGUGACAAAAAAAGCAAGUAUAGUGUAGAAAAUCAUUGUACUGCUGUGAAAUAUAUUUUCCAUAACCAAAAAUAUUGUAUUUUCAGCUGUUUGAAGCUGGUGUACAAAACCGAAACACAUAGAACAGAUACAUCUCAUUCCAAAAUCAUGGGCAUUAAUAUGGAGUUGGUCCCCCUUUUGCUGCUAUAACAGCUUCCACUCUUCUGGGAAGGCUUUCCACUAGAUGUUGGAACAUUGCUGCGGGGACUUGCUUCCAUUCAGCCACAAGAGCAUUAGUGAGGUCGGGCACUGAUGUUGGGUGAUUAGGCCUGGCUCGCAGUCGGCAUUCCAAUUAAUCCCAAAGGUGUUCGAUGGGGUUGAGGUCAGGGCUCUGUGCAGGCCAGUCAAGUUCUUCCACACCGAUCUCGACAAACCAUUUCUGUAUGGACCUCGCUUUGUGCACAGGGGCAUUGACAUGCUGAAACAGAAAAGGGCCUUCCCCAAACUGUUACCACAAAGUUGGAAGCACAGAAUCAUCUAGAAUGUCAUUGUAUACUGUAGAUUUAAGAUUUCCCUUCACUGGAACUAAAGGGCCUAGCCCGAACCAUGAAAAACAGCCCCAGACCAUUAUUCCUCCUCCACCAAACUUUACAGUUGGCACUAUGCAUUCGGGCAGGUAGCAUUCUCCUGGCAUACGCCAAACCCAUAUUUGUCCAUUGGACUGCCAGAUGGUGAAGAGUGAUUCAUCACUCCAGAGUCCAAUGGCGGUGAGCUUUAAACCACUCCAACCAAACGCUUGGCGUUGCACAUGGUGAUCUUAGGCUUGUUUGCGGCUGCUCGGCCAUGGAAACCCAUUUCAUGAAGCUCCCGACGAACAGUUCUUGUGCUGACGUUGCUUCCAGAGGCAGUUUGUACCUCGGUAGUGAGUGUUGCAACUGAGAACAGACUAUUUUUACACGCUACGCGCUUCAGCACUUGCCGGUCCUGUUCUGUGAGCUUGUGUGGCCUAACACUUUGCGGCUGAGCCGUUGUUGCUCCUAGACGUUUCCACUUCACAAUAACAGCACUUACAGAUGACUGGGGCAGCUCUAGCAGGGCAGAAAUUUGACCAACUGACUAUGACGAUGCCACGUUGAAAGUCACUGAGCUCAUCAGUAAGGCCAUUCUACUGUUAAUGUUUGUCUAUCAUUUUACAUUUACAUUUUUGUCAUUUAGCAGACGCUCUUAUCCAGAGCGACUUACAGUUAGUGAGUGCAUACAUUAUUUAUUCAUAUUUUUUUCAUACUGGCCCCCCGUGGGAAUUGAACCCACAACCCUGGCGUUGCAAACGCCAUGCUCUACCAACUGAGCUACAUGCCAGCCAUACCCUCCCCUACCCUGGACGACGCUGGGUCAAUUGUGCGCCGCCCCAUGGGUCUCCCGGUAGCGGCCGGCUACGACAGAGCCUGGAUUCGAACCAGGAUCUCUAGUGGCACAGCUAGCACUGCGAUGCAGUGCCUUAGACCACUGCGCCACUCGGGAGGAGAUUGCCUGGCUGUGUGCUCGAUUUUAUACACCUGUCAGCAACGGGUGUGGCUGAAAUAGUCGAAUCCACUAAAUUGAAGGGGUGUCCACAUACCUUUGGAUAUAUAGUGUGUACUGCUUCUUAGACUUGCUUUCUUUCAAUGAGAAUGGCAGAUCUAUAACUCACAUUUUUGUGUGAAUAUGGUCGGGUCGCACAAAAAGUUAUAUAUUGCAGCUUUAAUGUAUAACGUGUGUGUUUGUCUGUGUGUGUUUGACUGUGUGUUUGUUUGUGUGUGUUUGACUCAGUGUGUAUUUGACUCUGUGUGUGUUUGACUCUGUGUGUGCACAUGUGCCUGCGGUCAUGUCUCUGCUUGUGUGUUUUCAAGGCUGCUGAGUACAAUGUGUUUGAGGGCAUGGAGCUCCGUGGUGCCCCCUCGGUGGUGAUCUGCCAGGGGAAGCUGGUGCUGGAGGAUGGGAACCUGCACGCCACCUCCGGGGUCGGCCGCUUUAUCCCCUGCAUCCCCUUCCCGGACUUCGCCUACAAGCGCGUCAAGGCCAGGAAGCAGGUAAAAGAUGCUCACCUCUCUCCUUACUUUCUAGUCAACAUCUGAGUAACUGUCUCUGGACUCUGAGUAACUGUCUCCAUUUUAUACAAUUAUUGAACAAUAUAAAAGUAUUUCCAAUGAACAUAUUCCCAACGCUUCAGUUCUGUCUUAGAAUACGUUUUAUAUGGAUUGUUUUGUCACGGGACAGUGUUAGUAUGUGACACUGAGCCAAGGUAAAGGACUGUGAGGUCUGUGAGGCGGCAUGUAGCCUAGCGGUUAAGAGCGUUGGGCCCGUAAACGAAAGGUUGCUGGUUUGAAUCCUUGAGCCAACCAGGUGAAAAAUCAGUCAAUGUGGAUAACAGUUGCUUAAUGACUAAUAAAAAAGGUCAGUGAGUUGGGGACAUCUGUGAGUGUUUUCUCAGUGGUUAGGGAUUAAUCAGCACUAAUCUGAUGCAGAGCUGAGAUGAGCCAUCCAGCACCGACAAACAUGGAAGAUGGCACUACAGCUUUCCAUUAAAGACAGCUUAGCUUUACGCAAAUGCACAAUGCUGCUGUGGCUCAGCCCAUGCCACACAUCAUCAGACUUACCAUCAAUCUCAAUGUACUUUACAUACCUGAAUGGUAAUCCGAAGUGUGUUCAAUGGAGUCAGAUUGUAAUCAGAUUGCUUAGCUGUUUAUCACACCAACCCGAACUGUACACAAAGGGCAUCUGUCCUCUCUGGCGGCAGUGGCACUGUCUGUCAUGGAAAGCACAAGAUAAAAAUAGCUAACAGAGUGUGUAAUGCAGAUGGGAAUUGCCAGAAACUGCAGUAAUGGUGUCCUAACUACCUCUAUGGGUGAUCUCAUUAUAUCCAGGAGGAAGACAGACAUUUGAUGUAGGUGAUGGAGAAUGGGGGGAUGGAAGGAGGGUAAGGGGAAUGGGGAGAUGGAAGGAGGGUAAGGGGAAUGGGGAGAUGGAAGGAGGGUAAGGGGAAUGGGGGGGAUGGAAGGAGGGUAAGGGGAAUGGGGAGAUGGAAGGAGGGUAAGGGGAAUGGGGAGAUGGAAGGAGGGUAAGGGGAAUGGGGAGAUGGAAGGAGGGUAAGGGGAAUGGGGGGAUGGAAGGAGGGUAAGGGGAAUGGGGGGAUGGAAGGAGGGUAAGGGGAAUGGGGGGAUGGAAGGAGGGUAAGGGGAAUGGGGGAUGGAAGGAGGGUAAGGGGAAUGGGGAGAUGGAAGUAGGGUAAGGGGAAUGGGGGGAUGGAAGGAGGGUAAGGGGAAUGGGGGGUGGAAGGAGGGUAAGGGGAAUGGGGAGAUGGAAGGAGGGUAAGGGGAAUGGGGGGAUGGAAGGAGGGUAAGGGGAAUGGGGAGAUGGAAGGAGGGUAAGGGGAAUGGGGGGAUGGAAGGAGGGUAAGGGGAAUGGGGGAUGGAAGGAGGGUAAGGGGAAUGUGGAGAUGGAAGUAGGGUAAGGGGAAUGGGGGGAUGGAAGGAUGGAAGGAGGGUAAGGGGAAUGGGGGGAUGGAAGGAGGGUAAGGGGAAUGGGGGGGAUGGAAGGAGGGUAAGGGAAAUGUGGGGAUGGAAUGAGGGUAAGAGAAAUUGGGGGCAUGGAAGGAGGGUAAGGGGAAUGGGGGGAUGGAAGGAGGGUAAGGGGAAUGUGGGGAUGGAAUGAGGGUAAGGGGAAUGGGGGCAUGGAAGGAGGGUAAGGGAAAUGGGGAGAUGGAAGGAGGGUAAGGGGAAUGGGGAGAUGGAAGGAGGGUAUGGGGAAUGGGGGGAUGUAAACAGGUGAUGGGGGAUGGGAGGAUGGGGUGGUAUGUGUGGGAGAUAAGUGUUAUCUCAGACUUGAGGAUUCAUCUCAGGGGCGUUGGCUGUUGGCUGUGGGUUGCAUACUGUAACAACUGACUGCCAGGGAGAGCCUGUUGUAGCAAUGUGUAAUGGUUUUGAAGGGAUACGAUGUGUCCAUGGGGUUGCUCAUAUUACUGGUGUUGGUGGAUACUCAACAGGAAGUGUGCUAUUUUAGGUGGAUAUUUCAACACAGUGGGUUAUAUUAUAUGAGUUGUGUUCUACUUGAAUGGGCUACCCUCCAAUUCUGGCAUCAUUCUGUUUUUCCCUAGACUAUAGAGAUGUUUCUUUGGUGAGACCUAUGUAUUAAUGCAAUUUUGAUCUUGGUUUCGGUAAGUGUUUUCUGAUGCUCCUAGCUCAGCUUCCAGGGAUUCCUUAGUCACAUGACCCUAGGACAGAGGACAGCUGCUGGCAUGUUCAAUAAGAAGUGAGUCUGUCAGUAAAUCUGGAAGUGCUUUCCUUAGGAAAACACUGGGUGAAAUAUGCAUUUGCACAAAGCAUUCUACAAACAACCCCAUGAAUCUAAUUCCAAACAGGUAUUGUCAUGGAGAACUGUUAUUAAGUUACCAACAGAAAUUAUUAUCUCUCUCUCUCUCUCUCUUUAUCUCUCUCUCUCGUCUAUCUCCCUCUCUUUGUCCAUCUCUCUCCUUCUCUCUCCCUCGAUCUACCCACUCUCUCUCUCUUUAUCUCUCUCCCCCCCCCCCCCCCUCUCUCAGUUGGCAGUUCUGCGGGCAGUGCCCAGGGGCAUGUAUGAUGGUCCUGUGUCUGACUUCUCGCCCAUGUCCCGUGGCGGUACACCCUCAGCGUCUGCCCGUAACUCCCCCACCAAGCAGCCUGUGAGGAACCUGCACCACUCCGGCUUUAGCUUAGCAGGUAACCCUGCACAGCGUGGUGAGCUUCAGCAACCUUUUCAUUUACCCAUCUGUCUUCCCAUCCCUGGCUGUCAUAGGAAGUGCCAGGAACCUGACCCACACACACACAUACACAAGCAAGCAAGCACACACACAUACACACAAGCAAGCACGCCCACACACACACACACACACACACACACACACACACACACACACACACACACACACACACACACACACACACACACACACACACACACACACACACACACACACACACACACACACACACACACUCAACAGUCAGCAUUGACAUAUUACAAUGCACUUCACACAUCAUACAGUAGGUCAACUUUGCCAUUUGUCUGUGAAAGUUACAAUAACUUUCAGGUGAAAUCUGACAUUUUACCAUAAUCACAUUUUAAGCCUUAAUUUCAUAAUUUGUUUGUGGUAAGUAAUGCACACAGCACAAUACUUUUGUCCCUCAGCCGUCCUGGUGCUUCCAGACAGUGCUGUUUAUGUCCUUCAGCUGUCCUGGUGCUUCCAGACAGUGCUCUUUAUGUCCUUCAGCUGUCCUGGUGCUUCCAGACAGUGCUCUUUAUGUCCCUCAGCCGUCCUGGUGCUUCCAGACAGUGCUCUUUAUGUCCCUCAGCCGUCCUGGUGCUUCCAGACAGUGCUCUUUAUGUCCCUCAGCUGUCCUGGUGCUUCCAGACAGUGCUCUUUAUGUCCCUCAGCUGUCCUGGUGCUUCCAGACAGUGCUCUUUAUGUCCCUCAGCCGUCCUGGUGCUUCCAGACAGUGCUGUUUAUGUCCCUCAGCCGUCCUGGUGCUUCCAGACAGUGCUGUUUAUGUUUCUCAAGUCAUUUUGUUAUUUCUUUACUUUCUGUCACAACAUUGAUUUGAUUGAUUUCAGCUUCACACAGAUUUAUCUUGGUUCUCUCUCUCUUUCUCUCUCUCUCUCUCUCUCUCUCUCUCUCUCUCUCUCUCUCUCUCUCUCUCUCUCGCUCUCUCAUAAUAUCUUUAUGCAUCUUAAUUAAAUAUACAGUAUGUUCUAAGAUCUUGCAUCUCACUUUCUUAGUCAUUGCCUGCCUAAUGAAGCUUGUCUAAUGAGUGGGUUGAAUGAGGCUGAUGAUAAUUUAUUUAGCUAAAGUUACAUUAUUCACAUAACCAAUAGCAGAGACUAGUUGAGUGUUGAGUGACAGGGCGAUUGUAUACAUCUGCAACCUCGUAUCACUAGGUACAACCUUUCAGGGAGGAGCCAAGUAAACAAUAGUUUAACUGGAACAAUUGAUGUGUGAUGUACUGAUGCAGGAGGUGGAGGGUGACCUGCAUUGGAAAGUAUUUAGUGAGGGUUAUUCCCAUCCCUUCCAGAGAACCAGAGAGCCUGCUUUCUUUCCCCAGCCUGUGUGUUUAUAAUACAGGCCUGGCCUAUUCACUCCCUCUGGCUUCCCACUGUUAGGCUACUAGCUACUCAUUCUGGGAAUAGACAUCCUUCUCACCCACCUCCAGUACACAAAAGAACACACACACACACACUUACACCUACGUGCACACAAACCUACAGGGUUGAUAUACUGGAUAUAUUUCUCUGUCUUCAGAUGUGAAGUAACCUUGUCUGUGUUUUGUCAUGCAGAGAGAGUGAAUUCUGCCUAGCAUUCUACAGUUCUACAGUAUACUAGACCCUGGCCUGGAGUGAGUUUAAGAUUUAAGACAGUAGGCGUAAAUCUCUCCUUGUCCAAUAUGUCAAUUUAAUCCAGGGCUAAUCCCAAUCCCGUUGGCCUUUAUUCCAGAGGUCUCCAAGGAGGGCCAAGGUCAGGUCACCUAGUUGGUUUGUCGUGUGAUGAACGAUAGUCGCUAGUGAAGGAAACUGGCUGGAGCUGGCUUUGUUAAUGGGAAGCUUAAAGAGACUGUGCUAUAAUCCUGUUUGUCUGUUAGGUCCCCCCACCACAGAGGAUGUCCGGCCAGCGGGACGCCGCAUCGUAGUUCCCCCUGGUGGUCGCUCCAACAUCACAUCCCUCAGCUAAGAGGUUGAACCAGGAGAGAGACCAGUCAGAAGAUGGCAACAGCCAUUGGGAGAAGAUGGAGACAUGAUUAGUUUAAACAAGUUAAGUUGAGUAAAACACUGAAUCCUCAUGCCUUACCAACCACAAUGCUACCUGCUUAAGCUUCUAAAAGCACAGUACUCCUCCUCCUAGGGAAUUGCAGGUCAGUCACUAGAACAAAAUAUUAAUACAUUUGUUUACAAAAAGAUUGGGUUUGCAUGCUCUGGAAUAACAGGAGCAUGUUCAUAACCAGAAUAUAGGUGAUCAAUUUGUAUUACUGUCCCUCACUGUCUACAUUAGUAAUUGUGUCAACUGUGUAUUGACAGUUUAGGCUGUACUCUGAAUCCAUAAUAUAGUUAAAUAAACCUCAUGAUACCAAUUUCCACAGUGUUCUGAUGCUUGUUACCUAGGAAAAGUAAUACUGCCUUUUUCUUCCACCAUGUUUGGCUUUCAAUAUCACCCUUUUUGAGUACUAGUCUGCAGAUAUAGUUCCCUAGCAAUGUAAUAAUAACAUGCAGUAACGACCAUUACUGCUAGGUGGCAUUGUGAGUACGUAUGGUAGCUGUAACGUAGCUUUGUGAAUGAUGUUGUCGCUGCCUCCCUGGGUUGUUGAACCAGGAGUGACAGUCAUUAAAUAUUGUCUUGUUUCUUAUUCUUUUUCUUGAAGAUUAAAACUAAUCUGGUAAUACAAUAGCAUGUUAUAAGGUAGAAAUGGUUGUCAUGUUUAAUUUCCCCCUGCGCUCCGUUCCAUCCUGGCUAUAGAUUACAUUGCGAGAAACCGUCCUUUGCAUUUGCUUCAAGCUUAAUGCCUUUUCCUAUUCAUACCGUUUAGCAAGUCAACUGGGUGGUAAAAAAGGAAAAUGUAACCCUUGCACAAGAAGUAAAACCAAGCUUAACUUCCAAGGCCUGGGUCGUGAAAUUGUAAUUCUGAGCUUUGUGAACAUUAAUACAUAAAAAAAAAAAAUAUGAUAAAAGUAACAAACCUUUGAAAUAACAGUAAUUUAUCUCUGGUUUUAUUUCUAUUUUCCUGACAAUGCGGGCUCUCGUUUUGAAGCAACAGACCGUCAUACCCUGCAUUCAACAACAAAACCUUGGAACAUAAUGUUGUGCUGGUUUAGAUCGCAACACUCCGAAGGUCUCCACAUUGCUGUACACUUUAGCUGACUGACAGCCCUUGGUUUGGUAACUAACUAACACCAAGGGGAGUACAGACAGGCGUAACCCUGGGUCUUUUCUAUGCUUCUGGUCUGUCUACCUGUCCCAGACAAAGCAUGGGAUUGUAGUAUGUUUUUAGAAUGAGGCGAGGAGGAGGAGGAUGAGAGCUUUAUUUUUGCCAUCCCAAUCAGCUGAGGAAGAGGUCGUGAGGAGGUUGUUGUGUUUUAUUGAGUGAUGAUGUGGAAUUCCAAGCAAUCCAAGUGGUGAUUAUAUUUAUGUUAGUUUGACUUGAUCUUUUUUAUAGUUUUUAUGUUAUUUUUUUACUGUUGUAUCAAAACCCAGAGAAGGCAGGUCAAAACAACAUUGAGGUGUGAUGUGGUGGUAUGAACUGUUCCUGAAUAAACAUGAGUUGCAACUGA